This is a messenger RNA of Leishmania braziliensis MHOM/BR/75/M2904, 2142 nucleotides long. RefSeq lists its product as hypothetical. Lineage: Eukaryota; Euglenozoa; Kinetoplastea; Trypanosomatida; Trypanosomatidae. The record is from RefSeq and is a predicted model, not a curated record. The transcript has a single exon. The coding region runs from base 1 to 2142 and encodes 713 amino acids.
AUGUCCCUCUCCGGGGCGUGUGACGCCAUCGCCUGUAUUUCAGAUGCCACCACACACACACAAGUUACAGCGAUCGCUAGGCAGUGUGAGCCACACCUUGGCAACGUGCGCGAGGUGCUCGAUGCACUAGAGAACACGCUGUCAACAUCGGCCGGGGUACAGCGGCUGAUGUUGUGGUUUCUCGUGGACCGACUGGCGAAGCAGCACGUGCUUUUCUGUGACGCGCUGCGCCCGAUGAUGAUUCACUUGUGCACCCACUACGGGCCUGCGCGGACCUCGGACGAGUGGCAGGACUUCGUGACUCUCUUGAAGAGCUCGUUGUCGGUCACUUUUGGGCAAACGAUGAUUUCCCUUAUCUUGUUACAGCUCGGUGAAGAGGGGAAGACGAGGGGGUCGGGGAGGGACAGCAACAUCCAGCCUGCACAGCGUAAGCAGCGGAGCAGCACCGCUCUCACAGUGCAUUCGAAGGCCCUCCGCACCACUGGGGCCUUUACGACCAAGGCCAUAGCUGUCGAACGAUCCACUGAGCACAAGCACUUGCUGCAGGUGAAGACGAUGGACAGUCAAAUGGCAAUGAGUGUUUCGAGCAGCUACGCACCAUCCCGCCCCGUUGAGAUUGUCGCGCCAGAAAUGCGCCCCGACGCGAACGCCCCGCGCGGCUUCAUGCAGGCCCUACCAGAGGGCUACAUGGAGAACUACCACGAGGCGCGUCGCAAGCGCCUGCGUGAGAUGAUGGAGCGCAACCGCGAGGAACAAGACCGCAAGCAGGAGCACGAAAUGCUGAAGCGUGUGCGCCAGGACACCGCCGACGCUGCGGCCGGCACGCACUCGGGUACCGGCGUAGUGGGUGGCUGUGCGGAAUGGUCUAGCGUGGCAUACCCGGACUUCGCGGAUAUUCAGAUGCCGUUGGAAUUACCGCGCGACGAGCAUGGGGUGAAGCGCGGCAACUUUCCCCUCGGUGUGCGCUUCAUCCGGGACGCCGUUGCGGCGUGUGGUGGCGCGGUGGAGCUGGAUGUGAUUGUGAGCCGCAUCUCAACGCUGGCGAACAGGGAGGCGGUCGCCGAGUUCGGCAACGUGCGCGAGUUCUUGCUUAUCCACUCUCCGACUUUCCGGCUGGUGAACGAAGAUGGUCAGUGGAUUGUGCGUCUGGCGAACAACAAGAAUGGCGAGGAGGCGACGUGGAAGUCAAUGCAGUGCCCGGCGUGCUCAAAGGUUGUACGCGGCCGUAACUUUGCACGUCACUACAACUGUCGCCGAUGCAUCACGGCCCAGAUCGCGUUAGGUCUGCAGGGAGACGCGGAGGAGCGUGGACCCAUCGCAGAGCUAGCGCACACGGCAAAGCGUGUGUUAUCGUUGCGUGAGGCAUGCGACGACGGAGAUCUUGAUGCCCUCGCUGACUGCCUCGAACGUGCGGCGGCAGUGCGGCGCUUCCGCCUCGGAUCGACGCGGCAGUUUGCACCAAUCAUGAAGGUGAUGCGGGUUGUGCGAGACUGCUGGCUGGCCAAGAAGGGCGUGGAGGAGGUCGUGGACGCGGAGGUAACGGCGGCCGAUGUAUCGGUUGGCAACCUAUUCCGCAUUUUCGGUGAGAACAUUCACCGCCUUCCUAUUGCAUGGAUUGAGAUGGGCGACGUGAUUGACAUGUGUCACCGUUUCACAGACAAGGUGGUGCCUCCCUUCAACCCACCCCCGCGACCGGCGGACCCGCGCAUCAGUCUGCAGAAUGAGUACCCAGGGUUCUUGCUGUGCGAGAGUGAGGUGGACGACGAGGAUUUGCCCAGUGACAACGAAGACGAGUUUUCGGACGACGAGGCCCCGGCCUUCACCUUUGCGCCACCGGUGGAUGUCGCCGAGUCACUCUUCACAGCCGCGUUUGAACGGGACACGAAGCGACUGCAGCACCGAAUGCGAACGGCGCCGCCGAUGGUGCUUCAACGAGUGCUACAAACCGACGGCACACAGACGCAGGCGGAGAUGUACGCGGAAUUCACCAAGACGGUUCACACGCACUCGGGACACCACCAUGGUCCCAAUGGCGGUGGCGGCAACAGCUAUCGUCAUCGUCAUGGUCACAGUGGCGGCGCUGGGAGGGGUGGCGGCGGUGGCUACCAAGGCCGCCACUACGCUCGCCAGCGCCCGAACUGA